UGCAGUCGUGCUAUAAUAUAUACAAACUUGUUCUUGGUGUAGGAAGCGGCAGAUUUAAGCCUAAUAUUAUAAAUUUUAAGUGUAAUAUCAUUGCGGCUUGAUUUGUGUGUGUUGAAACUAGAGUAAACAUGGUUAUUUAAAUGAAGAAUGUACAAGAUUGCUCUCCAUUUUGAAUUCUAAAUCUUGAAGUUAGUAAUAAUAAUAAUAGUAUGAAUAUGACCAACAAAAGUGAGUCACUUGCAUUUUCAGUGCUAAAUGUUGCUUCACCAAAUGUUCGAGAAACUGCAACUAGUCGGUUCAGCAGGAAUAGUACAGGAGCUGGGAAUUUGCAGAAAUCUCUGUCAUUACUCGAAGAGGCUGGAACUACACCAGGAAGUUUGUUUCAUACCAGUGGAACAUCGAAACACACAACUCGCAUAUCUGAAAGAAGUUCUGUUUCCAGGAUUAGUGAUGUAAUGGACUUUUCAAGAAAUGCUAGUUUUUAUGGGGGUCGAGAAGUGUCUUUUUUUCAAACUCAUACUCCUGGCAAGUCAUUUCUAGCUGUUGAGACCUCUACAGUAGCAGACUACACUGUUGAUGUGACUACAACAAGUGCUGCCCUCUUGGCUGAAGAUGAUCCUGGUUUACAUGCAAGUGCUUCACUUUAUGAAGAUUUUCAAGAAAAGCUUGUUAAAUACCCAAGUGAACAUGAAAUUUUUGAACUCCUUUUGGAAUUUGAAAAGCUAUGUUCAGAGCAGUUAGUAAUGCUGAGAAAAGUGGUCAAGAAAGUUGUACCUUCUCAAAACAAAUUUAUGAACACAAUAAGAGUAUUAAAUCUUUUAGAACUAGAAAGAAAUUCCUGGCGCUUAGUUCGCACUCUGUAUCAAGAUCGGCUUCAGACAGAGUCUGUAAAAGAUCCAGAUAUGGUUUUGAUGGAUACAUUGGGAAGGCACCUAAGCGAUCGUCAAAUUAUUGAUAAUUUAUAUGAGAGGGAUUCUUUUAUUCGGCAGUGUCAACUUGUUGUUGACUGGCUAGAACAGAAUCAUGCCGAAGAUUUUGAAGACAAACACCAAAACAAAGUAAAGUUCUUCUCUGAAAGUGGGGUAGCUUGGGAAAACACACUUGAAACUUUACUUAACAAGCAGAAAAGGAUAAUAGAUCCCUUGACAAUCAGGUUAAUUGAUGAGAUGGAUCCAGAUGCUCCAAUACGCCAACAUUCUUCAUUACACGAUCUUGAUCGGGAAGAUGAAGACAGGCUUUUGAAAUGUAUGUUUGCACAUGUUCGAGCCGGUCAGUUGGAUAUGGCUCAGCAACUAGCUGAGAAUUGUGGAUAUAUGUGGCUGGCUGCUGCAUUAGAUGGCUGGCGACUACAGCAUGAUCCAAACUAUGAAAAAAUUAUUCAUGAUGGGAUUCAAAUACAACCACUUGAAGGAAAUCUUAACAGCCGGGAUGUAUGGAAGGCUGUGUGUUGGAAGGCUGCUGAAGAUGUUCGAUUACCAGUUUAUGAACGUGGAAUGUAUGCAGCUCUGAGUGGUAACCUAAAGAAUCUUUUACCUGUAUGUAGUACUUGGGAAGACUAUCUGUGGGCUUACAUGCGGGUCUUGACAGAUGUUUACAUUGAACAAGAGAUUAGAGGAUCAACUCAGCAGGAGAAAACUUUAGAAGAACUUCCAGUUCUAUUCUGGGAGCAAAUAUUAACACCACAGCAGAUAUUUCAGAAGCUGCAGGCAAGCACAGUGGAGACUGUAAGACAGGAAGCGAAGUCACCUCAUCAAGUGAUACAAAAGUACCUUAUUCUAGAUGAUAUAGAUGGUUUGAUUGAAGAGAUGUAUGAAAGGAUUCAGUCUGAGCCCUCUCCUCCACAUCACUUGAUCCGAUUCAUGGCUCAUCUUGUUCUCUUUUUACGUACUGUGGGGCGUUCAACUAAGGAGGAGCUCUGUGUUACUAUAAUUGAAGCUUUUGUUAAAGUACUGAUAGAAGAAAAACAGAACUGUUUGGUUUCCACCUAUGCUGCCCAUUUGCCACCACUAUUACAAGUGGCUUGGUAUGCUAAAUUUUUAGAGGGUAUCAAAGAGCCAUUAGAACGACAGCGAUGUUUACAGCUUGCAGAAAAUAUGGGCUUAGAUGUACCCCUUAUUACUAAAACUGUAGUAGAGAACAUUAGGUCUGUAGGAAGAGAACCUCUGAAGCCUUCCUCAGAACUUACUUCAGACACUACUGAAGAAGACUUACAGAAGAUAGAAGCUAUUGACUGGCUGGUUUUUGAUCCUUCCCAGAGAGCUGAGGCAGUUAGACAAGCUAAUGCACUAAUGAGAGUAUUUGUAGCAAGCCGAAAGCUUGAUGCAACAAGAAAAGUUUUUGCUAAAAUACCUGCUGAUUCUAUAGAUGUUAUUUUUAGACAGUGGCGAAGAAUGACAGGAAGAACAGAGCUAUCACCUGAGGAUGACAAUGCUACUCGAGAGUACAUCUGUUUCCAAGCUUACUUGCAAGCUCAUGAUGCUUUUAAUGACUGGUUUGAACACUAUCAUCAUGGUCGUCCAAAGGAACCUAAACAACCAGAGAAGUCUGAUAUUAAGUUUACAGAAUGGGUGGCUUAUGAACAUCAACAAAAGCAGUAUGAAGCAGACCUGGAAAGAUGGGAACAAGCACUCAUGGCACAGACUAAGGAUACAGUUAACAGAAUUUAUAAUGUCUUGCUGUUUGUGGAUGGUGGCUGGAUGGUUGACCAAAAAACUGCUGAACCAGAGAAGGAUGAACCUGAAGAAACUGGCCGACUAAACCAGAUGUCACUUUUACGAAAACUUUGCAUCCCACAGAUGUCCUUCCUUCUCCACACCAUUCUUCAUGAAACCAAGCAGUACAAGGAAGCUUUACAAUUGGCUGAUAUUAUUGCAUCAGAAAAGAACCAAAUCUAUAAGGAUUUCAACAAAGAACAAUUGAGGACACUAUUUCAGAAACUCAGAGAAUCAUCUUUAGUACUACUAGAUCAGAAUCAUGAUCCAUUAGGAUAUCCAUGGGAAUAGUACGUUUUUCUUUUUUAUCCCAUUGCCUCAUUUGUUCACUCAGAAUUGUGGCAAGUCUUUCUAGAAAUCUAUGUUUGAAUAAAAAUAUAUAUUUUAAA
This is a messenger RNA of Limulus polyphemus (Atlantic horseshoe crab), 3100 nucleotides long. It is a transcript of the gene Nup107, whose product is annotated as nuclear pore complex protein Nup107-like. Lineage: Eukaryota; Metazoa; Arthropoda; Merostomata; Xiphosura; Limulidae. Gene Ontology annotation, biological process: protein import into nucleus; mRNA export from nucleus; post-transcriptional tethering of RNA polymerase II gene DNA at nuclear periphery. The record is from RefSeq and is a predicted model, not a curated record. Bases 210 to 3002 code for a protein of 930 amino acids. The transcript has 27 exons. Gene Ontology annotation, molecular function: structural constituent of nuclear pore. Gene Ontology annotation, cellular component: nuclear pore; nuclear pore outer ring.